GCCUGCAUCGCGUCGCUGCUGCCGAGAGAGGCUCCAGCCCGGCUCAGCACCACGUUCAGCACCAGCCUCGGAGGGACCUUCUCCGUCUCCUCAGGUUUCGGAUCGUGGCGCUGGGAAGCCCUCGGUGCUAUGCUUCCCUGCCACAUGCUGAGGUCGAGGCACCCGUCUGAGUGGAUGUUCGUCGCUCUCCUCCUCGCCCUGGCCGAGCUCAGCUGCAGUGCCCAGCCCACCUACCAGUGGAAGGAUGCUGCGACUCAGGAGAAGCUGACCUGCCAGCAGUGCCCGCCGGGCACCUUCGUGGCACAGCACUGCAGCAGGGACAGGCAGACCGUGUGCCAGCCCUGCCCGGACCUGCACUACACUCAGUACUGGAACUACCUGGAGAAGUGCAGGUACUGCAACGUCAUCUGCGAGGAGAAGCAGCUGGAGGUGCUGCAGUGCAAUUCCACCCACAACCGCGUCUGCCAGUGCCAGGAGGGCUACUACUCGGAGAUGGAGUUCUGCAUCAGGCACUCCGAGUGCCCGCCGGGCUCUGGAGUAGAGAAGCUGGGUACCCCCUUCGAGAACACCCAGUGCCACGUCUGCCCCCGGGGCUUCUUCUCUGCCUCCUCCUCCAGCACCCAGCCGUGCCAGCCCCACCAGGACUGUGAGCAGCAGGGCAUGGUGACCAACGUGCAGGGCAACCAGUACCACGACACCCUCUGCACCUCCUGCAGGCUGGACAGAAGGAACAGCUCCCAGGGACCAGCCCUAGGAGAUGACACCUGCAAGCAAGCCAUGAUAGACUUUGUGGCCUACCAGAACAUCUCCUUCAGGAAGCUGCGGCGCCUGCAGCAGAUCCUGGAGGGCUCUCCCAGGAAGCAAACACCUGGCAGCAAAGCAGCCAUGCAGGAGAAGUUCAGGACUUUCCUCACCCGCCUCAAGCAAGACCACUACGAGGUGAUCAGGGAGCUGCUGGAGGCUCUGAGGAUCACCAAGCUGCACUCCAUCGAGGAGAAGGUCCGGGAGCGCUUCCAGCUCUACUGAGGACUGGACUCUCUGGGGAGGCUUUGGGGGUGGAUUGGUUUUUAGGGGGGGGUCGUUUUG
Molecule: messenger RNA, 1086 nt
Organism: Pogoniulus pusillus (Red-fronted tinkerbird)
Lineage: Eukaryota; Metazoa; Chordata; Aves; Piciformes; Lybiidae
Gene: TNFRSF6B
Product: TNF receptor superfamily member 6b
Exons: 4
Coding region: 130-1026 (298 amino acids)
Molecular function (GO): protein binding
Source: RefSeq, a predicted model, not a curated record